AUGUUAAAAACAAUCAAAAUAGUUCUUUUAAUUAUUUUCUGUAAUAUCUUCUUUUUAACAGCUUCAUCAUCUUCGUUAUAUGACAGUCAUGCUAGUGAGGGCGCUCCACACAAUCCCCGAAUAAUAAAACACGGUACUUACGAUCCAUUCGAGGACAUCUUCGGCCGCGCAACAACACGAGUGAAAGCAACAACUGUCUCACAAAGCGUGAGCAAUUGGAUUGAAGACGUCGAUACAGUCAACAGCUUCUUGAAUGUCGCAUUAGCUUUACCCCUAGGUCCAGCCCUUAAAUCAGGCGCAUCGAAAGCAUUGGCAUUUGCGCAAGACGAACCAGUGAAUAACAAGUUUCUGGGUGCUAUUCCAGGACUUGAUGCUCAGGGAAAGGCGGCUGCUGGUACUCUGGAUAAAGUCUUUGGUGAUGUCUUGGUGCAGUUAAAGAAUGUGGUAGAUAAGCCAUUGAGUUUGCCGGUAGCAGCGAAAGCAGUGGGCAGAAUCAACGUUAAUAGGUGUAAAAAUGUUCUUCCUUCAGCCGAGACCUUGUGGAAGUCCGCAGCUUUAGCCAUGAACAUUUCGACAGCGACAUGGCCACCAAAAGCGAAUCGAGAGAAUGCUUGUCCGGGGAAAAAUUAA
Sclerotinia borealis F-4128 is the source of this 630-nucleotide messenger RNA. The record is from the annotation of a GenBank genome assembly. Lineage: Eukaryota; Fungi; Ascomycota; Leotiomycetes; Helotiales; Sclerotiniaceae.